AUGUCGCCAUCACCCCUAAACAACUCCACCUCCCCUGAGACCCUUACACGACCAAAGAAAAAAGUCAUCAUCGUAGGCGCCGGCCCCGUCGGGCUCCUCACAGCCAUCCGCCUCGGCCAAGAAAACAUCUCGACCCUCCUCCUCGAAAAAGGCGACGUCCUCCACAAAUCCUCCCGCGCAGUCGUCUACAACCCGAUCGUGCUCCCCCUGUUGAAAAGCUUCGGUGUCCUGGACGCCGUCCUGGCAGCCGGCUACCUCAACACGCGCGGCGCCACAUGGCUGAACAUUCGGGACGAGAAGCUCGCGCAUCUAGCCGUCGAGAGCGACAAGCCCGGUGUUUUUGGUGGCGUACUACUGCUGGGCCAAGCCCGCCUCAACGACAUCCUCCUCGACGAAGUGCGCAAGUACCCAAGCGUGGAGAUAAAAUUCGGGGCUGGCUGUACGGGCGUUGAACACGUCUCCGAUAGCGAGGGCGGCGGAGUCAGGGUCAUGACAUGGCAGCGCAACAACGCCCUACAAGAUAUCACAUACGAAGCUUCCUACGUGGUGGCUGCCGACGGCGCAGGCAGCGCAGUCCGUCGCUGCCUCUGCGUGCCCUACGAAGGCUACACCUGGCCCGACUGGAAAAUGCUGAGUACGCACGUGCAAUACGAUUUUGCGGCCGAGAAAAACUAUGACCCCAUCACCGCCAUCGUGGACGCCAAGGACUGGGCGCUGAUCCUCAACACGGGCGAAGACGCGGAGGGCAGGGGAUGUAAGCCCGAGGACGCCGUCUGGCGUGUAAGUUUUGGCGAGGAUCCUAGUCUGCCGAGUUCGAAGGAGGAUUAUAUGCAGCGUGCUACGGAGCGAGUUGGGAAUCAUGUCAAGAAAGGGGCGUCGUACAAAGUGGUCAGCGCUGAGCCGUAUUAUUUACAUCAGCGGUGCGCGGCGGUGGCGAGGAAGGGGAGGGUGGUGUUUGCGGGGGACGCUCUUCACGCCAACAACCCCUCUGGUGGUCUAGGUCUCACGACCGGCAUCUGCGACGCCUACAGCUACUCCAACGCGCUUUGUCGAAUCAUCAACGGCAACGAACCUGACGCUCUGCUCACCGAAUGCGCGGAAUCAAGACGCGCCGCCUUCUUGUCCACUACAAAUCCUACUUCUAUCAUGAACUUCAAGCGCGAUUCAGAUAGCCAGGAUAAAGACGCCGUCAUGUUCCGCAAUAUGUUCUUUGGGCGCCUGAACAACGACCCCGGCGCCUCGAGGGAGGUAGGGAAGAAGUUGCAGGGAUUGCUGUUGAAGGGGUUUGAGAGGCCGGAGAAGGCGGGGGAUGGACGGGUGGGUAAGGCCGUGGAAGCGGUGGCGGCGAGUGGGGCGGGGAGUUUUGCUGAGGGGGAGCCUUUGGUGGGGAAUGGUGAGGUAACGCCAAGGGCGAUAGGCGGGGUGAAGAAUGAGGAUGGUGAGACUCACGUGAAUGGAGUUGGGGGGAGUAAGGUCGAGGGGGCAGGGAAUGGCGUCUUGCCGCUGAAUGAGGCACCGAGAGAUUCGAUCGAGAGUGAGGUUGCCAGGUUGAAGGAUGAUAUGGAGGUUGUGAAGGGGCUUUUGAAGAAGAUUGCGGGGACGGUGGGAUAUUCGUAG
Messenger RNA from Bacidia gigantensis, 1617 nucleotides. RefSeq lists its product as uncharacterized. Bases 1 to 1617 code for a protein of 538 amino acids. Gene Ontology annotation, molecular function: FAD binding. The record is from RefSeq and is a predicted model, not a curated record. NCBI's taxonomy places the organism in Eukaryota, Fungi, Ascomycota, Lecanoromycetes, Lecanorales, Ramalinaceae. The transcript is spliced from 2 exons.